Messenger RNA from Paramecium pentaurelia, 1536 nucleotides. The record is from the annotation of a GenBank genome assembly. NCBI's taxonomy places the organism in Eukaryota, Ciliophora, Oligohymenophorea, Peniculida, Parameciidae.
AUGGGCAUUUGCUUAAAUAGUAAACCCCUAGUAAAUGAACCUUAAACAAAAAUGAAAAAAAUGAAUACAGAACAACGAUUUUUACCUAAACCAAGUCGCAUUUUAGAUGUAAAUUACAAAUAGAUCCCAAACAAAUUUAGAAGAUAAGCUACAUAAAGAAGAGUGUAAUAAAAUAAUUAAUUUGAUACUGACACUUAAGGAUUGUUUGGAUUAACUAAUUUAGGAAAUACAUGCUUUCUUAAUUCAGUAUCAUUAAUAUUUAUAUAGUCUAUCUAAGCCUUAUCAAAUACAUAGCCAUUAACUGAUUAUUUUAUGUCUUAACUUCAUAUCAAAGAAAUAAAUCCUGAUAAUCCUCUAUCAUCUUAAGGAAAUAUAGUCAAAUCAUUUGCUUAAUUGAUUAGACAACUAUGGUAGAAAGUAGAUUAGUAUUCAUAUGAUGAUAUGAAAGUUUUGAAACCGACAUAAUUCAUUUCAAAAAUAGGAAAUUAUAAUCCUAUAUUUGCAGAAGGUACUUAAGAAGAUGCACAUGAGUUUAUUGCUUUUCUAUUAGAUAUGAUACAUGAAGAUUUGAAUAGAAUUAAGAAAAAACCUUAUAUAGAAUAAACUAAAUUUACUAAAUUUCCAACUAAUGAUGAUGCAGAUUUAGAAUGGAAAAAAUAUUUAUCAAGAAAUUAAUCAAUUAUUGUUGAUUUAUUUUAAGGACAUAUGCUUGAUACUUUAUCCUGUUUAACAUGUAAAUCAUCUAGAUACUGUUUUGAACCUUUUAUGUAUCUAAGUGUACCAGUAUUGAAUAGAGAAUGUGAUUUAUAGGAAUGCAUUGAAGAGUUCUUGAAAAAAGAAACUUUGAGAGAUGAUGAAGGAUGGAAUUGCACAAAUUGUUAAUAAAGAAGAGACAGUAGUAAAAAGAUUGAUUUAUGGACUAUGCCAAAUAUUCUAAUUAUCCACCUAAAACGUUUUAAAUUUAAUUCUUAAUUCAGAGCUAAGAUUAGGUCAUUAGUCAAAUUUCCAUUAUAGAAUUUAUCAUUUGAAAAUCUUGUUUGUACAAAAUAAACAGAAAAACCUAUUUAUGAUCUUUAUGCAGUAAUCAAUCAUAGUGGUACAUUGACUUCUGGACAUUAUACUGCCUAUGCCAAAAAUAGAGAUGAUCUACAUUGGUAUCAUUAUAAUGAUUCUUUGGUAACACCAGUUUAAUAACCUGAACAUUUAUCUGAUGCAUAUUUAUUGUUUUAUUUUAAAAAUAGUGUAGAAGAAUUUAAAAGACAAACAGUUGAAGGAAUCAAUAUCAGCUAAUAAAGAAAAACUAUCAAAAAUACAAUUGUAAUUAAAUAAACAAUUCUUAAUAUGCAUUCACAAUAAUCUAAUAGCAAUAUCUCUGAUAAUAAAAGAAAUAACAACAAUAAUUUUGCACCAUCUAUCUCAAGUUAAGCUUAAAAAAAAAUACUAUUUAGAAAAUAAACUAAGCAUUUUCAAAUUGUUAAAGCAUAAGAUUAACCAUCAUUCUAAUAAGAAUCUUUAAUAAUAUAAGAAGAAAACUGA